Doryrhamphus excisus (bluestripe pipefish) is the source of this 2623-nucleotide messenger RNA. Lineage: Eukaryota; Metazoa; Chordata; Actinopteri; Syngnathiformes; Syngnathidae. The record is from RefSeq and is a predicted model, not a curated record.
GCACUUUUCCUACUUGUCAUCAAAUAAAUAGAAUUAAACCAGCAAGAUUUGUGUUACUACAAAUAUCAACAUACAGGUAAUAUGAUAUAACAAGAGGGGCUAAUUCACAGGUCCAUAUAUAGCUCCAAAUUAAUAUCAUAAGGGCAGAAAGAGCGGCUUAUUGACUAGCUAACUAAUUAGCCAAAACACAUCGUGAAAUUAAUUCCACCGGAAGUGUCAACGCGAUUUAAUUUUUACAAUCUAUUCUACCGGAAACGUCUCCGUUUGUUUUAUUUUGGCAUUUCCUGUACUGACAGCGGCGUUACCUUGAGUGUGAAACCUGCACCGGAAGUGGCUCCACAGUGGAGCGCUACAUUGAAGUGAUUGUGUUCGGAAUUGUGUCGACUGAUUUUUGUCUGCUGCUAAAAGGUGCUAGCAUCAUGUGCUGUGACCUGCGUUCCUGUCCAGAGAUGACCUGGAGGAUUCCGGAUGGCGAGGAGGACGGCCCAGAGCAGUGAUUCUCAACAGCAGAUGCUUGAGUACCCAUCUUCAUCGUCAGCGAUGAUGCACACAUCAGUCGUCAGCUGCAGGAGGAGUUUGGGUGUUCUUUUUAACGGGCUGCUGGUCUCUGUGGUCGCCGCUCUGCUUUGGGAGUACUCCAAGCUGAGAGAACACGCCGCCAUGCUGGAGGAAGAGCUGCACAUGACACAGCCGUCCCAAGAAUUGACGCAGGCCCACCUGGACUACCAUCUGGCCCUGCGAGCGUUGCAUGAAGACGGCACCCGUAUGGUGUGCAGCGGCAAAAUGCACACCGACCGCAUCUGCCGCUUCGAUUACCUUUGCUACAACACCGAGGCGGAGGAGUUUGUCUUCUUUCAUUCCAAUUCCUCCAUCAUGUUGCCAAACUUGGGCUCCAGGCGUUUCCAACCCGCUCUGCUGGACAUGUCCUCGGUGGAAGAUCACAGUACCCAGUACUUCAAUUAUUUAGAGCUUCCAGCCGCCGCUUUGAGGUUCCUGCCCAAGCCCGUGUUUGUACCAGACGUGGCGUUCAUUUUAAACCGCUUCAACCCUGACAACAUCAUGCACGUGUUUCAUGAUGAUCUGCUGCCGGCUUUCUAUACCAUGAAGCUUUAUUCCGACCUGGAUGAGAAGGCACGCUUGGUGUUCAUGGAAGGCUGGGGGGAAGGGCCGCACUUUGACCUUUACAAAGUGUUAAGCAACAAACAGCCUCUUCUCAAAGAGCAGCUGAGGAACUUUGGAAAGCUCAUUUGUUUCACCAAGUCUUAUGUGGGCUUGUCCAAAAUGACAACUUGGUAUCAGUAUGGCUUUGUCCAGCCUCAAGGUCCCAAAGCCAACCUUCUGGUCUCUGGGAAUGAGAUUCGUCAGUUUUCUAAAGCUUUCAUGGAUAAAAUCAACAUCACGGUGGAGGCCAAGGGUACAGAUGGGAAUGACAAGGAUAAAUACAUCGUUGUGUUCAGUCGCUUAACAACAAGGCUGAUCCUGAACGAAGCCGAGCUCAUCAUGGCGCUGGCGCAGACCUUCCAAAUGAAGGUUUUUAAAGUUUCCCUGGAAGAGCAGUCCUUUCCCAGCAUUGUCCAGGUCGUCAGCGGUGCUUCCAUGCUAGUCAGCAUGCACGGAGCUCAGCUUAUCACCUCGCUUUUUCUCCCCAGAGGCGCCCUCGUGGUGGAACUGUUCCCGUUUGCUGUAAACCCAGAGCACUAUACUCCGUAUAAAACGCUAGCCACUCUUCCUGGCAUGGAUAUUCACUAUGUUUCAUGGAGGAACACCAAGAAGGAGAACACCGUUACACACCCCGACAGACCAUGGGAACAAGGAGGCAUUGCUCACUUGGAGAAGGACGAGCAGGAGCGAAUAUCCAGCAGCAAAGAAGUCUCAAGGCACUUGUGUUGCCGCAACGCAGAGUGGCUUUUUCGAAUCUACCAAGAUACAAAAGUCGAUAUCCCGUCACUCCUUGAAGUGGUCAGGGAGGCCGUGAAGUCUCAGCACGGCUUUAAGAUGUCCAAACCCGCCAGCAAGAUUCAUCCAGGGCGGGUCCGAGAAGCCCAGUGUCACACCUCGGUGCAAGCCGCAGACAAGGCAAAGAUCACAGUCUCUUGGCAGAUCCCGUGGAAUCUGAAAUACCUGAAAGUAAAAGAAGUGAAGUAUGAGGUGUGGAUUCAAGAACAAGGGGAGAACACCUACAUGCCUUACAUCCUUCCUCAGCAAAACUACACCUUUUCUGAAAAUAUUAAGCCGUUUACCACCUACCUGGUUUGGGUCAGGUGCAUAUUCAGCAGCAACCUCCUGGGUCCCUUUGCUGAUGUUCUUGUGUGUAGAACUUAAGGUACAUUUGUCGUACGUUUGUGUCAGCCAGCUCAAAAUGGAAAUUCAUGGAUUUUGGAAUGGGGUUGAAUAUUUACAUGCUCUUAAAGAAGUGAAAUUGUGAAUAAACUGUAGAUCUUAAAAUAAGAAGGAAUGAUGUGACUUCUUUUCUGCCAUUGGUUGUUGCUUAUUAUAUCAUAAUAACUCAACACAUAACCAAUGCUUGAAAAUGCUAGUAUGCUUCAUUGUCCUCCAUUAUGUUGCAUCUUACCGCUUUUAGUUUGGAGUAAAUAAAUAAAUACAUAGUACUUACUGGGGAGGA